Molecule: messenger RNA, 552 nt
Organism: Fulvia fulva
Lineage: Eukaryota; Fungi; Ascomycota; Dothideomycetes; Mycosphaerellales; Mycosphaerellaceae
Exons: 2
Coding region: 1-552 (183 amino acids)
Source: RefSeq, a predicted model, not a curated record
AUGUCACCCCCCAAGCAUGCGCGACUACGACCUCACUUGCUGCUACACAGGCAUGUGAUUUCGGAAAUGGCGCGCUAUACGCAGAUCUGGCGCUAUGCUCUGCUCUUCCUCACUUACCUCUCCGCCGCGCUGGCAGCAACACCAACCUCGUUCUGCAAAUGCACCUGCUUUACCAACAGCACCAUCAUACCUCUCGAUGGACCAUCCUCCUCUCUGAAGAACAACACUUUCUUCAGCGAUCCGUCUCCUCCUAGCCUCAAAGUCCGUAACGACAACCCUCUUUUCGACACGCGCGCUCCGGCCGAAGGCGCCAAACGUACUUGCAACAACUGCAACAAGCAAUUCUGUCUCUCAUACAACCUGCCGAUAUGUAAAGAUGCAGACGUCGAGAAAGAUGUGUUUGCGACGUGUUUCCAGAGGGACAGCACGAAAGACGAGAUCGUGGUGGUGGGGUUCAUAUUUGCUACUGUCAGCCUACUAGCCUGGGCAACGAUCAAGCCGUGGGUGGAGAGAUGGAGGGAGGGUCGAGGUUAUGCAAGAGUUGGCGGAUAA